AAUCUCAAAGACAGACUUGAGCCGUGCUGUCAGGAGAUGAUGGUGUUUAACCGCGGAAUCCCUGAAGAAACGUAGCUGCUGAGUGGCGUCACAGUCAGAGCUGAAAGUCAGUAUCAUCGUCAUCGCCGCUCCUCCUGUAGGAAGGGCGCUCCCCGGAUAGCUAGCUGGCUAGUUGAACUGAGACGAACCAUGUCAGUAAAUCUCAGCAAAAACGGACCAGCAUUGACAGCUGCAUACAAAGAAGUGGUGGACGAAAAAUCCAACACGAACUGGGCCUUGUUCACCUAUGAGGGAAACAGCAAUGACAUCCGUUUGGCAGAGAAAGGAGAUGGAGGACUGGAGGAGUUGGUUGAAGAGCUCAACAGUGGAAAAGUGAUGUACGCCUUCUGCAGAGUUCAGGACCCGAAUUCUGGUCUGCCCAAAUACGUCCUCAUCAACUGGACUGGAGAAGGAGUAAAUGAUGCCAGGAAGGGAAUGUGCGCAAAUCAUGUCCUUUCUAUGGCCAAUUUUCUGAAGGGAGCUCAUGUCACAGUUAAUGCAAGAGCAGACGAGGAUGUAGAGCCUGAAGCCAUCAUGCAAAAGGUUGCUAAAGCCUCAGGAGCCAACUACAGCUUCCACAAGGAAACUUCCAGCCGCUUUCAGGACAGCGGCCCUCAGGGGCCCGUGGGCUCUGUGUACCAGAAGACCAAUGCCAUGUCAGAAAUCAGGAAAACGAAUAAAGACAACUUCUGGGCACAGGCUGAGAAAGAGGAGGAAAAACGCCGGCAGGAGGAGCGACGCAAGGCAGAGCAGGAGCGCCAGCAGCUGGAAAAGGAGAGAAAAGACAGAGAGGCCAAAGAAGCUGCUCUGAGGGAGAAACGAGACAAGGAGAAGGCCUCUCAGAUCGAACAGCAGAAGAAGUACCAAGAGCAGCUGGAAGCUGAACGUAAAGAGCAGGACAAACAACAUUGGGAGAAGCAGCAGGAGAAGGAGGAGACCCAGAGGAAAGCAGUCAGGAGGGGUGAAUCCGUGGAGAAGGCCAACGAAGCUGCGUCCCUCAUCUCUCAGCGCGCCAUGAACCCCAGAGAGAUGUUCAAGCAAAGAGAGCGGGGAAUAACUCCCAGUGACUCAGAUGUGCCCCCUGCAGCCCCUGCCAGCCCCCAGCCAGGGCGACUUCAAAGCCCCUUUCUGUCUGAGCAAGCGUUUAAAUCUGAGCGAAGCAGCUCGCCUCAGCGCCAAGCUUCUCCUUCUGCAGCGCCAGCACGCUCCGCCUCUCCUGUCCGUGCCACAGAGCCUGUUGUGGAUGAUGAGCAGGAGGCAGCCCCCCAGGAGCCGUGGAAAGAGGAGGAACCUGUCACCAACUCAUACGUUCAAGAGUCGCCUCAUGAAGAGCCCGCUCAGGUGGAGGACAGCAGCUCCUAUAGCGUGACGGCAGAUUCAUCAGACAAAGGCAUCUGCGCUAGAGCUUUGUACGACUAUCAGGCUGCGGAUGAAACGGAGAUUUCAUUCGACCCGGAUGAAGUCAUCACCGGCAUCGAGAUGAUCGACGAAGGGUGGUGGCGAGGUUUUGGCCCCGACGGCCAUUUCGGAAUGUUCCCGGCCAACUACGUGGAGCUGAUUUAGCUCGGCGCUCGCCGACCGUCUCGACCCCCCCAAUCCCAGAGGAGCUCUGCAGCAACCGACGUUGCACAGUCAGUCCAUACACAUGUAGGAGGCUCAACGGGGGUAGCCUUCAGGCUGUGGAAGCACGGGGUGGUAUAUGUGGACCAGAAGCUUUCAAACUCCUUUAACAUUUCAAGUCUACGAUUCCAUUCAAUUGAUGUUUUCACAAACUGAAGGCUCUGCAGAGGGAACUGAGGCCAUCCCAUAAUUCUGCAACCACUCAUUCCAACACCACAUCAGCUCUAAAGCAUCUUCUAGUCCCCAUUCCUUAAGUGGCUUCAGUUUAUGUUCAGGUGUGAUUCUUUGUAGCAUUGUUCCUGUCCAUUUUUCAGGAAAUGAAAAGGGUGUUACCAGAAGCAGCUAAUUCUUUGCCUUGAUUUUUGCCUUUUCUUACCGGCAGACUGAAAUUUUCUUUUUCUUUUUUUUUUUUUUUUUGUGAUCGACCUUCAAUCCUGUGUGACUUUCAAACCUGAUCUGACUGUGGCUGAAGUGUUUAUCCAAAUAGAGAAACGAUCCUGUGGGUUGUGCCUUUAGCAGGGCAGGGCAUCAGUUCCAUUUUUAAAUGCGAAUAAAUAGCCGUUCUCAGUGCAAGUUCUUCCUCAUUUGAACCACAUCCUUUCAACAAACUUAACUUUUCAGGGAAUGACUGAAAUGAGGAACACAUGCAUUUAUUUCAAUUCAAAUCAAGAGCCGUAUAAUAAAGUCCUGUAGUGCCAUCAGAGAUGGAAUAAGCGCUUGAAAGUAGACUUUAUGCAACGUUUUUAUGUGUUUCUCAGAGAUUCCCACCCUCCUUUUAAGUCUCGAAAAAGAAGAAAAUCUUUGUUUUUCUUUUUGCAUAGAAACGGGCAUUCAUGUGGUUGUUUUGCAGAGUCUGUUGUCGUGCACACAUUCUUCAGAGUCAAAAUAAAGAUGAAAACUGUG
Molecule: messenger RNA, 2562 nt
Organism: Oryzias melastigma (Indian medaka)
Lineage: Eukaryota; Metazoa; Chordata; Actinopteri; Beloniformes; Adrianichthyidae
Gene: dbnlb
Product: drebrin-like b
Exons: 15
Coding region: 190-1602 (470 amino acids)
Biological process (GO): neuron projection morphogenesis; postsynaptic actin cytoskeleton organization; positive regulation of dendritic spine morphogenesis
Cellular component (GO): postsynaptic density; lamellipodium; site of polarized growth
Molecular function (GO): actin filament binding
Source: RefSeq, a predicted model, not a curated record